AUGACUUUGAAAUUACCUUCAGUGAUCGACUCCGACUUGGAUUCACUUUACGCUGCUGCUGAAGAUCCUGUUUUGUUCCAGAAUGCCAAUAACUUGCCCGAUGAUGCCUUAAUCAACCAUAACUUGCCACUUCCACAAGAAAUGAGUUCCAGAGCUGUCAAGCUUCCAGGUACCGCAAAACCCGGAUUCUCCGAAGUAUACAGAAAUGGUGCUCUCCCAAAUGGAUUGAAAAAAUCAAUAACAGCAGAGUUGGACACCUAUCCCAAAAUUUUUGCAUCUUCGGUCAAAAGACAAGCUGAUCAGCCAUGUUUGGCAUAUCACGAAUAUGACUACGAGAAUGAACAGCACAUGGAGAGAUAUGCAUCACUCACUUACCAACAGGUUGAUGAACGCAAGACUAACUUUAUCAACGGUUUGAUAUUUUUGUUAGAAAGUAACCCAUACAAGAAUCUUGCCUUGGAGUCACACCAAAAGAUUGUGAACCAUUCAAAGGAAUACAAAAACUACGACAAGGACAAUAUUUCGUUCAUUGUGACUUUGUACUCCGGCAACAGAGCCGAGUGGAUCCUUACUGAUUUAGGUUGUUCGGCAAAUUCGAUCACUACAACAGCAUUGUACGAUACGUUGGGUCCCGCUUCAUCUAAGUACAUUUUAGGAAUUACUCAAUCGCCAGUCGUGGUAUGCUCCAAAAGCAAGAUUGAAUCCUUGAUCAAGUUGAAAGCCGAAAACCCCAAGGAAUUAGAAUCGUUAAUCACCAUUAUUUCGAUGGAUCCAUUGAAAGUGAAUGGAAAAUCUAGCGCAUCCUUGAUCAAGCUUGCUGAGGAAAACAAGAUCAAAUUGUAUGACUUUAACCAAGCAGAAAGAAUUGGUGAAGUUUUCCCUCGAGAAGAAACAAGUCCAAACCCCGAGACCACCUUCACAUUCACUUUUACCUCAGGCACAACUGGUGCAAAUCCAAAGGGUGUUGUUUUGCUGCAACGCUCUGUUGUUAGUGCACUUUUAACUUUUGCCACCUUAUUGCCUCACAAUAAAGCAACAAAGGAGUUCUGCUUUUUACCUUUGGCUCAUAUCUUUGAAAGGCAAAUGUAUGCCACAGUAUUGCUUGUUGGUGGUGCAAUCGGGUUCCCUAGAUUAGGUGGGACUCCGCAAACGUUAUUUGAAGACUUGAAGCUCUUCAAACCCACGUUUUUUGCCUGUGUUCCUAGAAUAUUUACCAAAAUGGAGGCAGCAAUUAAGGCAGCUACUGUUGAUUCAUCGUCAAAGAUUAAUAGGACAUUGUUCUCACAAGCCAUUGAAACAAAACGUGCGAAGCAGAUGCAAAAUGAAGAUAGAGGAGAUCAUUUUAUAUUUGACAAUACUUUAAUUAGAAGCUUACGUUCUAGAUUUGGAUUUGACAAUAUGGAAUUGUGCAUAACCGGUAGUGCACCAGUUGCUCCAGACACAAUCAACUUCUUGAAGGCAAGUUUAGGAAUUGGUAUGAGUCAGGGCUAUGGAUUAAGUGAGUCAUUUUCUGGUAUAUUGAUAGCAUUGCCUUUCCAUUCUCCUAGUGUUGGGACAUGCGGGGCAAUCAGUCCAACUGUUGAAGCCAGGUUGAGAGAAUUGCCGGAAAUGGGCUACUAUUUGAAUGACAAGGGUGGCCCAAGAGGUGAAUUGCAGUUGCGUGGACCACAAAUGUUUAGUCACUAUUUCAAGAACCCCGAGGAAACAAAGAAAACCAUUGAUGAGGAUGGGUGGUUUUCAACAGGGGAUGUUGCACAAAUUACAAAUGAAGGGUGGUUUAUCAUCUUUGAUCGAGUCAAGAACUUUUUCAAAUUGGCACAGGGUGAAUAUGUGACUCCAGAAAAGGUUGAGAAUUUGUAUCUUUCUUCUAAUUCCAUCUUGACCCAAAUGUAUGCUCAUGGAAAUUCUACCCAGUCGUUUUUAGUUGGUAUUGUUGGUGUUGAUCCAACCAACAUUGUGAAAUUCCUUGUUGAAAAGUGCAACAUCACCAAACAUGAAUUGGACACACAGGACAAGAUUCUUGAAGUGUGCAACAGACGCGAGAUAAGAACACGGAUUUUGUUGCAAUUGAACACUAACGUUGGAUCUGGUUUAAAUGGGUUUGAAAAAUUGGCCAAUAUAUAUAUUGAGUUUGAACCAUUGAGGUUGGAGAGAGAGGUUGUUACUCCAACUUCCAAGUUAAGAAGACCAAUUGCAUCCAAGUUUUUCAAACCACAGAUUGAUGCCAUGUACAAAGAAGGUUCAAUUUUGAAGGACUUGAAGUUGUAG
Molecule: messenger RNA, 2268 nt
Organism: Lodderomyces margitis
Lineage: Eukaryota; Fungi; Ascomycota; Pichiomycetes; Serinales; Debaryomycetaceae
Exons: 1
Coding region: 1-2268 (755 amino acids)
Biological process (GO): long-chain fatty acid metabolic process
Cellular component (GO): endoplasmic reticulum; membrane
Molecular function (GO): long-chain fatty acid-CoA ligase activity
Source: RefSeq, a predicted model, not a curated record